AUGACCGAAACCUUCAGUUCCUUCAAGCGAAAUUUCUCCAUCCGACCGCUCCUCGCAUACACUCCUCUAAUCCCUUACCUUGUCCUCAUCCUCUCUGCCAUACCAACAACGGCAGCCUCUCCCAUACCAUCACGAUUCACAGACUGGCUUCAUGGGGAGCUCCUACCAGAGCCUGGCGUGACACUUGGAGGAGAAAUCAAAUGCUACAAUCUCCCAUAUGGUGGCAUCGGGUUCACAUCGCAUGUCCUCACAUACUACACCGUAGUAACGAUGCUUUUGGGGCGAACACCAAUCUUUCCUCGUCCCUUCGAUGAACUCAAACACUAUGGCUGGGAUAUCUUCCUCUCAAUCAUUGGGAUCAUAGGAACAGUCACCGUCACGGGACUGAACAUAAGCGCUUGCCGGAACAGAUGGCAAUUUGUCUGCAUCGGGGUCUGGAAACUCACCAUGUCGUUCACACUUUGCUCCAUAACAUGGCAUCAAUCCGUUGCCGUUGAUAACUUCAAAACUCAAAUCGAACUGGUAAAUAAUCCUGCACGCCGCAGAGAAUACUAUUCACGAACAACCAAUCUUGUUUUCAAAGACUGGAAGCGAAGACCUGUUCAACCCACGCCGACAAGAUUUGAGUUCAGAUACUACCCUCAGGCUUCUUUCUGGUUGAUCCUCUAUUUCGUUGGGACGGUGAUUGGGAUGACUGGCCUCAUGUCAUUGGUUAUGCAACUUUUCUCCACGCACUCACAGAUCAGAAUCAUAACUGGAAUAUUUGCCUCGGUAGCCUUCCUGCCCCUCUUCAUCUGGUUCCUCGUCUUUUUUGUCUACGCAUCUGUUCUUCUUGCCCAAGCUUUAGCAGCAGCAUUUAUAUGGUUGUUCAACUACCUCCUCUACUUCACACAUCUCGAUGACAGUGUUGGUUCCGUUGAGAUGAAUUGGAAAACCGAAUGGAACAUCAAGAAGCAUGAGAUCAAUUUUGAGGCAGUGUGGUUUGGAUUCGCAUACUCGACUGCCAUCUUUGGAUUGUUCGGGGCUUUUUAUUGUGACUGGGUAUUGGCAAGCAUUGCGGGAAAUUGGGCAGGGUUGCCGAGUUCUGAUACGGCCGUCUUGUAUUGGAUUUACUUUGCUUCCAAGAGGUUGCCAAUGUUGUCGACUUGAUGUUUAUGAGAUACCCGCUUGCGAAGUCAUAAUUAGAUGCGGAUGGGAUUCGGAGAUUUGUAUGCCGAAGCGCAAUUGGCGAAACCUCAAGAAAUUCUACUU
Messenger RNA from Mollisia scopiformis, 1251 nucleotides. RefSeq lists its product as uncharacterized. Lineage: Eukaryota; Fungi; Ascomycota; Leotiomycetes; Helotiales; Mollisiaceae. The record is from RefSeq and is a predicted model, not a curated record. The transcript has 2 exons. Bases 1 to 1149 code for a protein of 382 amino acids.